Messenger RNA from Thamnophis sirtalis, 1513 nucleotides. Lineage: Eukaryota; Metazoa; Chordata; Lepidosauria; Squamata; Natricidae. The record is from RefSeq and is a predicted model, not a curated record.
UCCCCGAGCUCUACUAAACGAGCCACGGUGUCGGCGGCUGGAAGGAGGACAACGACGGGGAGGUUUUUUUCGUAUUCUCGCAAGAAUUAGUGGCUAACCUUUCCUUCCUCUCCCUUCUCCCUAAUCUGGAAACCGCGCCGUUUCGUUCUGGGAAGUAGGUGGAAAAAGAUGGGGAUCCUGGCUUGCGAAACUUACUAGGAAUUCAGGCUGAAGAAGGGGGUCUUCCCUUAGGAGCGGCUCAUUGGACUUAGUUACGGGCCUCCAGGAUUUGGCCAAUGAGCCUGGGCGGGCUGGAGGGUGUUCAUAGUAAGGAAGUUCUCGGGAAGUUAAGGAGAUAGCAAAUAAAUUCAGACCCCACUUUACUUUUGUAAGGACGUGGGCCCUUUACUUAAUGACAAGGCAGCCUUGACCCAAGAGUCCACUGCUUAAGUACUUCAGGUGACUACUAUUAGGGGACCCCUGUUUAAAAAUCUGCAAGUGAACUAGUUUCUUUCCAAAACUUUUUGUUUUUGAAAAGUUCAGCUUCUUGCCUAUUUACAAACUCGGGCUUAUUUGUAGUUUUACCCCUUUAAUCAACCCUUUUGGGCAAUUUAUAUCGUAAAACUAGGAGUUAAUUGACACCUGGAAUUAAGGAAGAGCAGGUGUUUAGUUUAAAAAACCUUAUCUUUCCUUCCUACUUGUGUGGGAUCAGAGGAUAUUUUGACAAAAAGUUAUUUUUCUCCAGUUUGAAAGGUGGGCUCAACUCAGUUUUAGAUCUAUUUCUGAGACAGCUUUAUCUUACUAUAUGUUUGCAUGUUAUUUUAGAAUCCGGCAUUCAUAGAGCAGCCCCCAUCUAUCCUCAUGUAAAGAGACAAGUGGGUUGAAUGUAGGACGUAGGUAACAAAAGAGAAAAUAGCCCUUCCAUCGUGGUGUGUGGGUGUCUUGAAGAUUUGGGCUUUUUGGAGGAUUCCUCCCUCUUUAAGCACAGUGGAGAAGGAAUGCCAAACCCAGAGAGACAUGGGGGCAACGUGGGAGGAGGGGAGUCUUUGCAUCAAGGUGCAGUGUCCAGCAGUGGGAGCUCAAACAGAGAGAGGCACCGGAUUUCUAAGCAUAAAAGACACAGAUCCAAGCAUUCCAAAGAUUCACUAUUGGGGUCCCAAGAAGGAGGUGCAACACUGUAUCCUCACGACGACCAUCAGUCAGUCCUCCAUAUAAGGAACCUGCCUACCAAUCCAAUAUAUGUUCUCCCAGCCCUUAUGGCAGGAGACAGCUGUCAGUCAGCCCAUACAGCAGGAGGCGUUCAUCCAGCUUUGAAAGGGGAAGUGGUUCAUAUAGCGGAAGAUCCCACAGCCCAUUCAAUCGAAGGAGCUCCAGCAGUCCUUUUGUUUCCAAGCGGUCUCUGAGCCGUAGUCCUGUUUCCAGGAAACCCAUGAAAUCCCGAAGCAGAAGUCCNUCAAGUGAUGUCAUUGGAUCUGAUCGCUUUUCAUCUUUUUGCACCCAAAGAACUCUAGAAGGGUAUGACAUCAAAUUUUAG